AUGCCUUCCACAUCACCAAUGACACCCAUCGACCCCAGAGUAGAGAUGUUCCAAAAGGGACAGCCAAGAGAUGCAUUUUUUAACAUGAAGGCGCUGGCGCCACGGCCAAUGUCCGAGGCGACCGAAUUCGACACAGACUUCGAGGAUGAUAUGAGCGAAAUAGAAGACAACUCUCCACGCCACAGUGUCAACUCGAGUAGCAGAAGAAGUGACAGGACACUGUCCUCCUUUGAAGAGGUUCAUACGCCCAGCCCGAAUUCCAAUGAGUUCGGUGGCUUCCAUUUCGAUAUCUCAGCAAAACCAGCAGUUGAAGGUCCUCGAGGACCGCAUCUUUUCCGAGCUUCCGUUGACUCCUCGAUCCAAGAAGAUGAAGAUCAAUAUACUCUGGCAAUGUCACCCUUGACUCCGCGCCCAUCGAGUUUCCAAAGAGCGCAAAUGUAUGCGCCGAAAGUUCCCGAGAUCCCAUCACGCCACCACCGCCAUCUGAGCUCACUAACAGAUGCCGUUGAGAACUUGAACUUGAACGAGGUCGCACUAUGGACGCCACGCCAAGUUGCGAGAUGGAUGUACGAUGCUGGCUUCGAGCCAUCAAUCGUUGAGAAGUUCGAAGAAAAUGAUAUAUCGGGCGCAAUCUUGAUAACUCUCAAGUUUGAGGAUCUCCGAGAGCUCGACAUCCCCUCCUUCGGACAACGGACCAAGGUAUGGAACGAAAUACAUGUGCUCAGAGGUAGUGCACCUGGCACACCGAAGCCCCCAACUCCUAUCGAUGAGGCAAUUUCACCCUGUGUCGACUUCCAACAGAAUGGUUUCCAACGACCAUUGAGACAUACAUCCAGAAAGGAGAGGAAUGGGGAAUGUGGCUCAGAUGAAGAACCGAAGCGUCGCAAGAGUUCUCGCAGACGACACCGAGCGCGUGGACCAACAGACAUCAUCUCGCCUCUCGAAUCCGUCUCCAUCGUCGGUAUAGAGCAACUCAUGCCCAAGCCCCACAAGUGCGCCAAAGGAGAGAAUUGUUCCAAGUGGAGGAAGCAGCAGCGAUUGAUCGAUAACUUCAAGAAAGAUCACCCAGUAAGCCCAGAGGGUGGAUCUAUCUGGAUCGCUGGCGAUCCCGGAAAUCCACUUACUGCUGGCGCUGUUGCUGAAGCUAUUCGACCUGUCUCCGAUGCUGUACCAUCUGUUGUUGCUUCCUCCGAUGUUCUCGGCCCUACUGUCCCUGCUUUCCGUCACUUAGAGGAAGCGAGUCUUCGCAAUGUCCAGCUUCGUGAUCCACAGGAGAAUGUCAAGCAGUUCCUCAGAUUCCAGCACAUGGACCCACAUCAUGUGCAAUGGUCCUCAGAAGAGCCCCCUUCUCCUCCAUACGAGAUGUUUCCAACGCUCCAAGCCCCAGCUGGUCCUACCCAAAACAAGCUUCACAACCUUCCCCGGCUUGCAAUUCCACCGCCUCGUCCAAUGCAACAACAACCACCACCGAGGUCUGCAAGCGCCAAUGCCUUCUCUCCAUACCGCAUGGAGCGUGUCGAGGCGAUGUCCCCAGAUCUCCGCAAUGCAACUCAAUCCCCAAACACGGCUGUCUACCGCUUCGGCACUCCAUUCUCUGAGAUGGAUAUCCCCGUGACUGCCGUUCCCCUUGGCCCCGUUGCACGAGAUGCUUCCCAGUCUGUUCCGCCCAACAUGUCAUACCGCCAUGCUCCCGCUCCUGCAGCCGCACCACCAACCCGCACACAGUCACGAACCUCCGCGCGUCGACCAUCGUUCCCCGCCAUGCCUCGUGUCGACGAGAACAUUUCCACAGCUCCCCCUACCCAGACCAAAUUCCACGCCCAUCAGAUCCAGCCUCCUACCCACCCAGGCCACCAACACUCGAACUCCUACCCAUGGUCACCCAUCACGCAACCUGCACAGCGCACUGCAGACGACAUCUCAGCUCAAGGCUGGAUGAAGAAGCGGAAGACUAAGAUGCUCCGCCAUGAAUGGCACGAACACCAUUUCACCCUCAAAGGCACUCGUCUUGCCAUGCAUAAGGAUGCCAACGCACUCGAGACUCUCGAGUACAUAGAUGUUGAUGACUAUGCAAUUGCUUGCUCGUCUCUCGCGUCCGGCUCCAAGCUCAACGCAGCCUUCAAGGCGAUGAAUAUUUCCCGAGGCAGCAAGGACAAAAGAGACGAGUCUGCCUUUGCUUUCCAGCUCAUUCCCGCCGCUAUCGACAAAGGUGUAAAGUUGAAGAAGAGAGAAAGUGGCAUGGGUGCCAGCAGCAGUGAAGGCAAGGACGCCGGUGCGAAGACAAAGACUCACUACUUUGCUGUCAAGAGCCGAGAUGAGCGCAUCGAUUGGAUGAGAGAGCUGAUGCUUGCCAAAGCAUUGAAGCAAAAGGCUGACGGCUAUGAAGUUAACUGCAACGGUAACAUGAUCUAA
Cadophora gregata is the source of this 2412-nucleotide messenger RNA. RefSeq lists its product as uncharacterized. Gene Ontology annotation, molecular function: protein binding. NCBI's taxonomy places the organism in Eukaryota, Fungi, Ascomycota, Leotiomycetes, Helotiales, Ploettnerulaceae. The transcript is spliced from 3 exons. The record is from RefSeq and is a predicted model, not a curated record. The coding region runs from base 1 to 2412 and encodes 803 amino acids.